CCACAGAAAAAGGAAAAGAAGAUAAAGAUAAAGGCACAGCUCUUUGUUAGGUAUCUUGUUAGGGUCACAACACAACUGAGGGCUUUAACUUGUGGAAUACAUUUGAGCUUGCGCAAUGGAUAAAAAUGCUACUAGAACUGGCCUUGAGUUGGUGAGGUCAAUCUCUAAUAAGCAUCUUGAUCUUUUGAGAUCAUCCGCUCGAUAUGUUUCUCUACUUAAAGGGCAAAUAACAGAUGCUAUGGGCCGUGAAAAGGGCAAAUAUACUCUUGUUAAAGAUUUGGAACACUCCCAACUUGGGACUUAUGACAAGCCCCUUCCAUGCUUUGGCUGUGGGAUUGGAUGGUUUUCAUUUCUUUUAGGGUUUGUGUUCCCACUUCUUUGGUACUAUGCGACGAUUCUCUAUUUUGGAAAUUACUACCGCAGGGAUCCUAGGGAGCGAGCAGGACUAGCAGCCUCAGCAAUUGCUGCACUGGCUUUUACUGUAGUGUUGUUCAUCGUUGCAGCUAUUCUUUUCUUUUAAUCCCGGUGGCUCCAGUCUCAAAAUGCUACUAAACACCUUUGCGAGCAUCAACAACUGAAGUGGAAUUGCGAGGACAUGUAGAUAACACAGCAGAAGAGAAAGGGGAAAAAAGAUAGUCCCAAGACUGUCCCCCAAGAAAAAUUGAGAUUAGAUGAUAAAAUCCAAUACUACUUGUUUCAAAAUGUUUUGAAUUAUAUGGACAAAUAGAAGAGAAUUUGUUUACAUGUAAACUAGACACAAGUUUUCAUAAUUAUAUAUAUUUGAUAGUUCAUUUGAA
Quercus robur (English oak) is the source of this 797-nucleotide messenger RNA. RefSeq lists its product as uncharacterized. The transcript has 6 exons. The coding region runs from base 116 to 520 and encodes 134 amino acids. Lineage: Eukaryota; Viridiplantae; Streptophyta; Magnoliopsida; Fagales; Fagaceae. The record is from RefSeq and is a predicted model, not a curated record.